GCUUAAUUUAAAAGAAAAAAUAAAUAUUUAGAAAAGGCAGACUUGCAGUCUGGAACAAGGACGCUGAUCAGGUUAUACGAUCCUUCCCUUAAAGUUCCCCACUUCCGUUCCUGACAGCUGUCAGCCAGCAUCGCUGUCCGAGACAAGGUCUACAGAGCCUCUUCUAUACUAAUUUCUGAAAAAAGAUGCAGCCAUGUCAUACACAUGGUUUUGUUAGGGUAGGUGUCGCCCAAGAGCGUUGGUCUGAGGCUACAAGGGAGGGGAAAAUGGAAACGGAAACAGGAAGGUUCUCAGUAGGUGGCCACUGAUACACCUAAAAGGGACUGUAUCCCCAUUUUAUUCAUUUGUCUGAAAUAACAGGACUAAUUUUGUUGGGAAAUCUGCAGUCCUUGGCCUUUGUCCUGUCUGCGUGGCCCCUUGCACCACACAAUCUGCAACAAAAUAAGGGUUUAGAUUAUCGGGAACAAUAAAAGGAGGAGAAUAAUCUGGAUAUAUAAUGUAUCAGUCGAAUAAAUAAGAGUCCCGGGCUAUUUCAGCAGAAAGCCAGUCGAGACAAAUAUUCCCGAUACUACUUUCUUAAUGGAGCAUUCAGAUGCAAAAAUGUUGAAGGACCAGUUCCGCCAGUCACAUGACCAUGUUCAUAAACAAACAGUUAAAAAUGUACUUCACUUGCCACCGGCUCGCAGCACAGAAGCUUCUACAUUUCCUCCACCUUGGAGCACAGGACAGGCUCUGCUUUGCAUGUUUUGAAUACAGAUUCGGUAAAAGCCCAGGGUGAAUAUUUCAUUGGUUGGUCCUUCAGCGAAAGUAAGAAGAAUUUUCUGGGCACUUCCUAUGGGAAUGCAAAACAGAUGCUGAUAAACUUUCAGCGUGAAGAUUACAGGAAGCAAAGACAAAGUCAAUCAUCGCUCAGGGCUGACGCGGACUGCUUCGAGAGGGGAACUUGGGCAUGUUCAAGUGACCACACGAUGGGAUUGAUCCUGUCCAGACGCAACCUGAAGAAGCCACCCCAGGUGGUUAUGAUUGGUCUGGAUUCGGCCGGGAAAUCCACCUUACUCUACAAAAUGAAGCUUGGUAAAACCAUAGAGACUCAGCCCACCGUGGGCUUCAACGUGGCCAUGCUGCAAGUGAAGAAAAAAACUGACUUUACAAUCUGGGAUGUGGGCGGCCAGGGCAGGAUGAGGCCCAACUGGAAGUAUUACCUGGAGGGCACCAAAGCACUGGUGUUUGUGGUUGAUAGCAGUGACCGCGGGCGCAUGCGCGAGGCCAAGAAAGCACUGAGGACCAUCUUGGGGGACGACAACGCGAAGGGCAUCCCUUUGAUGGUGCUGGCCAACAAGCAGGACCUCCCUAAUGUCAUGACCAUCUAUGAGGUGGCCAGGGAACUGGACCUGGCCAGGUACUCAGACCGACACUGGGAGAUCCAGGCGUGCAGUGCCCGGAGCAACCUCGGGCUCCAGCAGGUCCUCAGCUCCAUAGCCAAGCUCAUCAAGAGCUGAAGCAAUUCAGCAUAAGCACCUUCCUCUCAGAUACGGAAGAAAAACAACGCAUCUGAUUUUCUCCAACACCCCAGUGAGCUCAUGGAUCAGCAGCACCAGCUCUCCCACUCAUUCCGGUGACUCCGUCCACGUGGAGCAGUCCAGG
This is a messenger RNA of Scleropages formosus (Asian bonytongue), 1644 nucleotides long. It is a transcript of the gene arl11, whose product is annotated as ADP-ribosylation factor-like 11. The record is from RefSeq and is a predicted model, not a curated record. The transcript is spliced from 2 exons. Lineage: Eukaryota; Metazoa; Chordata; Actinopteri; Osteoglossiformes; Osteoglossidae. The coding region runs from base 852 to 1499 and encodes 215 amino acids. Gene Ontology annotation, molecular function: GTPase activity; GTP binding.